Acytostelium subglobosum LB1 is the source of this 744-nucleotide messenger RNA. RefSeq lists its product as hypothetical. Lineage: Eukaryota; Evosea; Eumycetozoa; Acytosteliales; Acytosteliaceae. The transcript has a single exon. Gene Ontology annotation, molecular function: magnesium ion binding; thiamine triphosphate phosphatase activity. Bases 1 to 744 code for a protein of 247 amino acids. Gene Ontology annotation, biological process: dephosphorylation; thiamine diphosphate metabolic process. The record is from RefSeq and is a predicted model, not a curated record.
AUGAGUAGAGAUGGCAGUAACAGCAGCAGCAAUAAGAUGAUUGAAGUGGAGAUGAAGGUCACUUAUGAUGAGUCGACGAAAGCAAAGAUACUCGAGUUGGCCACGGAUAAGGGAUCAUUCCAAUCGUUCACAGACAGAUACUUUGAUGAUGAUCAAUAUAGUCUGACAACCAGAGAUAUUUGGCUGCGAUUGAGAGACGAGACAUGGGAGUUGAAAUGUCCCGUCACCAAACAGUUGGCAUCAAUGACUUCGGCAACAUCAACAUCGACCACGUCAUAUUACGAUAUGGAUGACAAGCGAGAGAUCAUGAACUACUUGCAACACAAUGGUAUCAUCGACCCAGUCACGAGCGACAAUGUUGUCGACGUUGACGAGUACAUCGACGAGCUACUCGCACGUCUGGAAGCCAAGUCCAUCACACCAUUCGCCGUGAUCGUUACAUUUAGAGAAUCAUUCAAUAUUGUUUACAAAGGUCAGCAGUUCAGAGUUGACUUUGACACAACAGAGACAAGUGCACUUAAAGAUUAUCAACUAUGCGAGAUAGAGUUGAUGGUGAAUGAUAAUGAAUCAGAUCGAUUGAUUGCUCAACAACAAAUACAACAACUAUGUCAGGAACUUGGACUCAUCCCACCCAACAAGCUCUAUGGCAAAGUACUCGAACUAAUCAAACGAACUCGUCCAGAUCAUUGGAGAGCAUUACUCGACGCCAAGCAGAAGUCUGUUGUUGCAACAUCAUCAUCUUAG